Cydia fagiglandana is the source of this 1532-nucleotide messenger RNA. Its product is annotated as facilitated trehalose transporter Tret1-like. The record is from RefSeq and is a predicted model, not a curated record. Gene Ontology annotation, cellular component: membrane. The transcript is spliced from 7 exons. Gene Ontology annotation, biological process: transmembrane transport. Lineage: Eukaryota; Metazoa; Arthropoda; Insecta; Lepidoptera; Tortricidae. Gene Ontology annotation, molecular function: transmembrane transporter activity. The coding region runs from base 122 to 1513 and encodes 463 amino acids.
GAAGUCUUAGUAAUGGGGUCCCGUUUUACCCUUUGGGUACGGAACCCUAAAAAAGAACGCUGUAUUAAAAGUUUGAAAUAACAUAGUGUUACGUGAAAAAAUAACACAAAUUAAGUGAAACAUGGAAUUCAAAAUGAAACCCCAACCUGAAGAGAGGAAAGGUCACACAUAUGUGCAAUGGAUUGUAGCAAUAAUCGCAAACUCCUCGCUUUUAACCUACGGCUUGCAAGCUGGAUGGAUCUCGCCUAUGACAAAAGUGCUGCAGUCUAAUUCCUCACCAGCUGGUCCGCUAUCUGACUAUACUAUGAGUAUAGUGGCCAGUCUCAUGCCCAUUAGUGCCCUGAUAGGGGUACCGAUAUACGCCUACGUAGCUGAUAAGUAUGGUAGGAAAACGGGGAUAAUGUUUGUUACAGUUCCACACGCGAUAUCCUGGUUGCUCAAACUAUGCUGUCCAACCCCUAUCACACUUAUCAUAGCAAGGGUAUGCAGCGGUAUAGCGGCUGGAGGUUGCUUCAACGUCAUCCCCAUGUACACCAAAGAAAUAAGCCAGGACAACAUAAGAGGCCUAUUAGGCUCUCUCUUGAUAUACUUCCAUAACCUGGGGAUAUUCCUCAUGUACGUCUUGGGAGCGUAUUUAGACUACUAUACUGUUUUGUACAUAGUGGUUGGAGGUCCGUUCCUAUCGUGUUUACUGAUAAUGAUGUGCCCUGAAUCUCCUGGGUUCCUAGUGAAGAUCGGGAAGUUUGACGAAGCAGUGAAAGUGAUAUCCAGCCUGAGAGGCCUCAACCUUAACGACAGUUCCGUCCAGAAGGAAUUGGACUUAAUGCGGAAAGAAGAGGAAUAUUACAAGACAUUACCGUCUAUGUCUAUGAUGGUCAUUAUGAAGAACCGCGCCUGGCGCAAGGGCUACAUCAUCGCGACACUCAUGGUAUUAGCGCAGACGUUCAGCGGCAACUUCGCAGUGGUGACGUACGGAUCCACAAUCCUCGGAGCCGCGGGGGUGACAUUGGACGCUGAGCUGCUUUCCAUCAGUUUCCCUACCAUCAUGAUGGUCGGGUCCACCGCGUCUAUCAUAAUUAUGGAGAGAAUUGGCAGACGGGUGAUCCUUGGGUCCUCGUUCACCGUAGCCGUGUGCACACAAGUCUGCCUGGCGACGGUGUUGCUGCUACAGCACUUAGGCUUCAGCGCGCCGGCGUGGGUACCGCUGCUGGCUAUCGUUGCUCAGAUGUUCGUGUACGCAUUCGGCGUUUUACCCGUGCCAUAUAUCUUUAUGACGGAGAUAUUUAAUAUUCAGAUCAGGGGAAAGCUCAUAAGUAUCAUCACGGCCCAAUCCUGGGUGAUGACUUUCAUCCAGCUAGCAGUAUUCGCCCCGCUCACGAACGCCUGUGGCAUGUACACUACAUUCUACAUCUUCGCUGCUGUCAACCUCUUCGGUGCUGCUUUAGUCCUGGUAUCGAUGCCAGAAACGAGAGGCAAAAGUGGGGAGGAAAUAGAACAAAUAUUAAAUAAAUAGUUUGUUAUUUUGUACAGAA